Messenger RNA from Myripristis murdjan (pinecone soldierfish), 3216 nucleotides. It is a transcript of the gene oxnad1, whose product is annotated as oxidoreductase NAD-binding domain containing 1. Gene Ontology annotation, molecular function: oxidoreductase activity. The transcript has 8 exons. The record is from RefSeq and is a predicted model, not a curated record. The coding region runs from base 270 to 1271 and encodes 333 amino acids. Gene Ontology annotation, cellular component: mitochondrion. Lineage: Eukaryota; Metazoa; Chordata; Actinopteri; Holocentriformes; Holocentridae.
UAGCCUAGACACUCUGCUCCCUCGCAUGACCCGCUAGUCUCCAUUCACAAAUCUGCUCUUUAUUCAUCGCCAAAAGUUCAUGCCGGUACACCCUGUAAUGAUAGUAUGCACUCUCUCAGCUGGCAUUCACCCAGUACACCAAGUACGCGUUUUCGACAACAUGUUCUCAUAUGUUACUGCCGGCUUCGUCUGAUACGGUACAGAACAGUGAAAUCAAAUUUUGAGUUGAGAUUUCAUGAGUAUAAACUAUUGUUUGGCAAAUUGUACGUAUGCCGCAUCGAAGAGUAGCUCCCGAGGAUUCAGCGCCACACUCCCCUCUGGUAUCGCUCCAGGUCGCGAUGAGCGUCCCCUGCAUCCUCACCUCAGCCGCUCGAAGCCUCACCCUGCCGGCUCCGGCCGCCGCUCUGCUCCGCUGCAGGGCGCUGGUCCCCGCCUGCAUCAGAAGGAGAAAUAUGUCAUCCAAAAGACAAAUGGACCAUCUAGAGAGGACAGCGAACAACUACAGACAAAAUGAUCUGUAUCCAGCUCAAGUGUGCGGCAUCAUAAACGAGUCAGAGACGGUGAAACGCCUGAGGCUUGCCGUCCAUCCAGACUUCAACUUCAAAGCAGGACAGUGGGUGGACUUCUUCAUCCCCGGCCUGGAGAAGGUGGGCGGUUUCUCCAUGUGUUCCAGCCCUGGCCUGCUUCAGAGGGAGGGUGUCAUUGAGCUCGCAGUCAAAUACAGCAAACACCCGCCGGCACACUGGGUCCACACCAUGUGUACUGUGGGUUCCCGCGUAGCCAUGCGAGUGGGCGGGAACUUCUUCUUCGACCCGUUGCCCUCCGACCCCUCUGUUGAUCUGCUGCUGGUGGCCGGAGGCGUGGGCAUCAACCCGCUCUACUCCAUCCUGCUGCACACUGCCGACCUGCUGCAUCUCAACCAUGCAUCCGAUGGGCAGGAUUACCACAUAGGCUCCACUCACCUCUGCUACAGCGCAAAGAACACCCAGGAAUUGCUCUUCAAGGACACCAUCGUCGAUGUAUGUCGGGAGUUCCCAGACAAGGUCUCCUGUAACUUCCACGUCACCAAAGAGAGCACAGAUGUCGACCCGCACCUCCAGCCAUUUGUCAGCUGUGGGAGGAUCACAAAGGUAGAGUUGCAGGCUCAUGUGGACCCCCAGAGGACUGUGUGUUACCUGUGUGGGCCCCCGCCCAUGAUCGAGGCCAUCUCACAGACCCUUGUAGACCUUGGCCUCCCCCAAGACAGAAUCCUCUUCGAGAAGUGGUGGUAGAGCUUCGUCCCACAGCUUCCUGUGACUCCCAGAAAUCCACAGGAAACUAAACAGUGGUCCAAAACAGCUUGUCCUCACCUUUACCCUUUUUGUAGUCUAUAGCAGGGGGACUUAGGGGUGUGAUGUGAAUGAAGAUAGACUAAAAUAUUGCUCUGCUAUGGACAUUAAUGUGAGCCUAUAUGCUGUAAUUCCCACCUAUAGGUGUGGGAAUUGAACCCACAAUCCCUGAUGUUGUGAGUGCCGUGCUACAAUCUAUAUGACUUACCCUCACCUGCCAAGUAUAAACUGUGCAGUGUCGUGUGAAGACACAUUUAGAGGACCUGUCCGCUAUCUGUUACCAUGCCUACGAGGUAUCAAGGAUCAGAUAAACAAACCUUCAGUCAGACUCAGAAGGCUGGACCACCCUCUCUUCUGCUGGUACCUGACAGGUUGAAUUCACAAAGACCAGAAAGAUCGAAUUUUUUUUUUCUUACGAUCUGAAAGGACAGACUGAGAAGACCAGAAGCUCAUGGGCUUUUAAUAAGUAAAUCCAUCAGCUCAUGCAACACGUCUGCAUCUCUGAUGACCCCUACAUGUGUGUGACGGACACUUUCACGACACAACUGUUACACAGCUUACAGUUUCACCCUGCAUUCAUGUGGUGGUGGAUUUAUCUUGUACACAAACUUCCCACCAAGAAGUACCACCUCAAUGCUCUGCUAUGUCGAGUGUCUGAGUUGGAGAAAUCGGCACAAAAAAGCCCGACUUGUAGCAUAAUUGCUCUGCCUAGCGUGGCUAAACAGAGCACAGGUCAGUUUCAUAAAAUCGAGGCUGGAAAUGAACCACAGGGACAAAUUUAAGAGACGAGAUUAUUCCUCGAUGACUGUAGUGCUGUAACAUGCACUCUCCUGUGGUGCUUACUUGAAUGUCCCCCGAAACAGCUGGAGAUUCUGUGCUAGCAUGGCUGUCGUUGACCGCUAAUGUUCAUGUUGGAUUUUCCGACCAUAAGCACAUGAACCAAAACUACUCUGCUGAGUUAUGUUUGUGAAACUCGUAUACCUGAUAAAUCCAACACCACGUGUGUGCAGGGUCUCCUCAUUUUCCUGUAUCAACACACUUGACUGAGGUGCUGCCUGAACAAAAGCACAUGUUGAAGCUUAUCAGUCCACCUUCACUGAAAUGUUCAUUUACUAAUUCACCUACAGAAUUAGGAUUUUGAGCAUGUUGUGGAUAAAUGCAUACCUGUACUAUUAUUUUGCACUGUACAUACUAUCUGCAUACAGCGUUUUAUGAGUAACUAUUUUAUUCAAUUUGAAUACCUCUGCAUACUGAUUUAAUGGAUAAAAUAGUUUUAAGGGUGUUUUCAGGUAGGAAGCAAAACAUUUACAUGUGUGUACAUUCAUGUAUUCUAAGAGAAGCAACUAAGAACUAUUUAUUUAAGAUUUAAAGGAGGUAUAGAGACUUGUGUUUGGCUGUUAAGGUUGAGUUACUAGAAUGAUCAUGUUUUUUCAGAUUUUCCUCACAUUGGAACAUCACACCAUAUUUUUAGAGUGAGAAACUUAACUAUCUCCCACAUAUUGGCUAGUGGCCCCAUAUCUCUGCUUUGCUCACUUACACUUAACACACAUUCACACACACACUGCCUGUCUCACACACAUUUGCUCACAUGCACACUGCUCUCCAAUCACACACAUUCGCACAAACUCAUAAAUGGGUUCUCAUACUGGGGUGAAGCGAGUAUCCCAUGGUGCACUGUAAUGGAACCUCCAGGUGGUCUCUGAUUGGCUAGGAUCACCAAGCAUCCCUCAGAGAUGUUUGUGAGUUUCUUCUUCUCAUCCCUCAGUGGGGGGAGGGUGCGUUUUCAAAACUCAUUUUUUGAGUUGUUUCUGCAUUUCUUCCUCAUUUGAGGACAAGCGAUCUACGCCAGUAACUGAGAAUGUUACAGGAAAUAAAGGAAAUGGAGUCA